Messenger RNA from Drosophila willistoni, 697 nucleotides. RefSeq names its product UPF0651 protein P31B10.02, mitochondrial. Bases 214 to 582 code for a protein of 122 amino acids. The record is from RefSeq and is a predicted model, not a curated record. Gene Ontology annotation, cellular component: mitochondrion. Lineage: Eukaryota; Metazoa; Arthropoda; Insecta; Diptera; Drosophilidae. The transcript is spliced from 3 exons.
UUGUAAGGUCACACUGCCAGUAUUUAUAUACAAUAAACAAAAAAAAGCAAUAAAAACACCAAAAUUGUUUGUCCUUUAAAACACAUUGUGCAAUGCGAAAGUUGCAUCACUAAAGUACAAGUAAAUUGUUGCAGCACCUGUGGUUGCACAGGCGUGUGAAAUUUGUGACACUUCCUUUUAAGAACUCACAUUAUCUUACGGAUUCCGAGUGAAAUGUUUGCUCCUCUGUGCUUCAACUGCCCGCGAUGUCUGCUGCUGAAACGAGGAAGCAGCGUUCGAUCAGCGAUUGGUAGCUUGGCCAGGCAUCUGGCCGAUAAGUGCGACGACGACAUUGAGAUCCCUCCCGAACCCACGAACUGUUGCAUGUCCGGCUGUGCCAAUUGUGUGUGGUUGGACUAUGCCCAGACCUUGUCCAAGUUGCUAAACGACAACGACGAGUGUGCUCGUGAGAUUAUUUUGAAAAAAAUCACAGAUCCGAACCUGAAAAUGUUUUUGAGCUUGGAGCUGAGAAAUCUUAAGAAGUUGCGAGAGUCAAAUCCCGAUAAACCAGACGAUGAUCCAAAGACAACGACAAAGGACUAGAUAAGAAUUUUUGGGAAACUUUGGGUAGCACAAUCUACAUAUGUAAAAAUAUAACAUAAGAACCAUUCAACCUCAUUAACUAUAAGAAAUAAACAAUAACUCUUGACUCACAAAA